AUGGACCUGUCGCUCUUCCAACAGGCCGGCAACGGCCAGCACGGCCGCUCCGUAGCUGUCGGACGUGGCAAUGCCUCGUCGGCCUUGACCCCGAGCUCCGUGUCCAACACCUCCAUCGCGUCUCCCGGAUCCGUGUCCGGGAGCCUUCGUCUGCCGGUCAUCGGCGGCGGCGGCCCCGGCGGCCUGGGUGGGCUCGACUAUCGCGGCAUUGUCUCUCAUGAUCAGGAUGCCGAGUUGACGCUGCCCGAGACUCAUGCGGGUGGGCCUCCCAAGAAGAAGCAGAAGCGAAACAAACCCACGCUGUCGUGCCACGAGUGCGUUGAACGAAAGACAAAGUGCGAUCGAGGUCGACCACAUUGUCUUGCGUGCAUCAAGCGGCAAACUGAAUGCUUAUAUGCACAUGUUGCCAAUGUAAUCGAGGAGACGUCGAGAUCGGCUGCCAAUGGGCGCCGCAUGACCAAGCCUCCAAAGAAAAAGCCUGGGUCUUUUGGAAAGCUUCCCGUUCCCAACAUCGCGGACAGGAAUGUCAACAGUAGCGACGAUACCCCGUCCAGAGGCGCUAUAGCUCUCUCUAUCGGCUUGCUAUCAAAUGUCCCAUAUUCCGUGGCCACUGCUAGCAACGUGUUCGGGAUAGGCUCGGAGCAUCCUUUUGCAAAUUACUGGACUUGUGAAGGAGGUCUCCCCGAAGUCAUAUCCGUGCUUCCCGAGAAGCUCCAGGCCGAUAUUCUGCUUUCUCGGUAUUUCGAAUGUGUAGACCCGGUGUAUCCCAUGAUUCAUCGCCAGACAUUCUAUGCCGACUAUGAGCACUUUUGGCAGAUGAGUAUCCCGGAGAAGAAUCAGGUUGACGCUGCAUUCAUUGCCCAAAUCUUUGUCAUGCUAGCUUUGGGCACUCAGUUUGUCACGUCCACGACGGCGCAGGAGAGGAAGCAGACGGCUGAGUUUUAUGCUUCAGCUAGCAACCAAGCUCUCCGGAUGUUCUCGUAUCUCAGCACAGCAUCGAUUCGGUCCAUCCAGGCCAUGGUUUUAAUGACUUAUUUUCUCAUCAACGACAAUCACGCUUCGGAUGGAUGGGCAUUUGCUGGAAUAUUGAUACGUCAGGCCUAUGCCAUGGGCUUGCAUCGUGACCCCAACAUAGUUACACCAGAUGCCAGUCCGUUUGAGAAGCAGCAGAGACGCAAGGUCUGGCAAGCGGUCUUGCUGCAGGACACGUUCCUCACGGUCCUCUUGUCCCUGCCGCCAUCUGCAACGCACACCGACGUGUCAGUUGAUGACUUGCUCGACCAUGGGUCCUCCAUUGCCAGCAGCGACCCAACAGACAACGCCUACAUCCGGGGCUCUUGGACACUGGCGAAUCUUGUGCAAGAGACGAUAUGCUCUCCGCGGUCUCUCGACGUGCCCAUCUGUGCAACGGCGCGGCACAAGUCCAAGCUGAUUGCCGAUUUCCGAGCGGUGUAUCGGUCCUUUCCGGACGUUUUCCGCUCGUGGGACACUGAGAGCCUGACGGCGUUGGCCGGGACAAACAAGAGAGUCGUGCGUCAAACGCUGUUCCUCACGAGCAACUACUUUCACAACCUCAUGUUGGUUCACGCGUCGGAGAGCCCGGACGUUCCGGUCAAUGUGCGGGGCACGCUGGAGGCUGCCCACGACGCCAUCGGGGCCUUCUUCUUGCUGUUCAACUUGCUGGAGAGCGAGGCUCGCGUCUGGUGGGUCUUCAACCACAGGGCUUUUCUUGAGGCUCUGUGUAUCGGCAACGUCUUGAGAGAAGCGGCCAAGGAGUCACUGGGCAAGGAGCUACUGGCGAAAGACCCAUUGUUUGUUCGAGCCAAGGCAGACAUCACUCGAAUGAUUCAGAUCAUGCAGCAGAUGGCCGAAGACUCCGAGGUUGCCCGAACUAGGGUCCAAGUGCUGAGCGAGUUUCUACUCUAA
Molecule: messenger RNA, 1926 nt
Organism: Trichoderma aggressivum f. europaeum
Lineage: Eukaryota; Fungi; Ascomycota; Sordariomycetes; Hypocreales; Hypocreaceae
Product: transcriptional regulator family: Fungal Specific TF
Exons: 6
Coding region: 1-1926 (641 amino acids)
Biological process (GO): regulation of DNA-templated transcription; DNA-templated transcription
Molecular function (GO): DNA binding; DNA-binding transcription factor activity, RNA polymerase II-specific; zinc ion binding
Source: RefSeq, a predicted model, not a curated record